ACUUUAAAAAGAGAAAAAAAAAGAAGGAAACAAUUAACAAUGAUUCUUGACAGGGAAUUUGUUAAUGUGUUAAUAUUGAGUUGGGGGUUUAUGUUCACGUUUUCUGCGUUUCUUACAACAAGUAAUAUACAGAAAACAGUUCUCGACAGCGUAUCGAAUGAGGAUCCAAAUUUCACUGGGGAUGGCUACAUUAGUUUGGCCAUUGUUUACGCAGUUCUCAGUGUAUGCACAUUUUUUGCGCCGUCCUACGCUCAGGAAAUAAGUCCACGCUUAUCAAUAUUCACAGGAUCAUUGUGUUAUGCAUUUUUUGUCGCCACAUUUCUUUGGCCACAAACAUUUUUACUUUAUUUCGCCUCGGCAAUACAGGGACUUGGCUCAUCGUUAAUGUGGGUCGGUCAUGGACGUUAUAUUACGGAGAAUAGUAAUUCAGAGACAAUUGCUCGUAAUUCGGGUAUAUUCUGGGCAAUCUAUCAACUCUCACUUGUCAUUGGUAAUCUCUCGGUUUACUGUUUAUUUAACACCAAGACAUAUGAUAAACAAACGAGAAGAUUGAUGUUCAUUAUUCUCACGGUGCUGGCAAUUAUUGGUACACUGAUAUUGGCAACAUUGAGAAAGCCACAUACAAGAACAUUGAGGGAGAUUUGCGAGAAGAAUUUAAAGGAGAAAAAUGAAACAAUUAGAAUUAAACGACAGACAUUAAUUGUUGCCUGGGAGAGGAUGAGACGAUUUUUGUGUCUUAUUGCCACAAGGCAAAUGAUAAUGUUGAUAGUGAUAUUUAUGUAUAGUGGUCUUGUACUUGCUUUUUAUUCGGGUGUUUAUACAGCGAGUUUUGGUUUCACAGUGAAAAUGGGUGAAUUGAGAAAGAAAUAUGCCAGUCUUGUGGGAAUAUGUUUGGGAAUUGGAGAAGUGACAGCGGGAAUUAUUUGUGGACCAUUAGCAUCGACAAUUAAAAUUCGUUCACGUUGGUUGAUCCUGGUUAUUGGAUCUAUUGUUCACGCAUUUUCUUAUGUGACCAUUUUUUUGAAUCUUCCAAACACAUCGCCAUUCACGGAUACUGAAGACAUUGGUUUUAUAUCGCCUUCAAUGUCGUUAGCCAUGAUUGGUGCCGUUGGUCUUGGCUUUGGUGAUGCCUUUUUAAAUACACAGAUUAUUGCUCUUCUUGGCACAAUUUAUGUAAAUGAUACCGAAUUUGUAUUUUCGAUGUAUCUCUUCUUUCAAUCGGUAGCAGUGACAUUGAGCUUUUUUUACAGUAAUUACUUUGGACUUUAUUUACAUUUAGGUAUAUUGAUUGUGAUGGGAAUACUUGGUACUAUUGCAUUUGUGUUAGUUGAUUUAAAACAUAAUACAGACAACAGUAAACAUACAAACAAUAUCAACAACAACAACAAUAAUAAUGUUUUGCCAGUUAAUCAUGAAAAUAUAACUGCCGAAAAUCCAGUCGAAUUGGAAAGUGCAAAACGAUAGUGCAAUAGUUUUUUUUUUCUUUUUGUUUUUUAAUGUCAGAUAUUAUUAUAAUAUUUAACAGUCGUACGUUUAGAGAAUAUAUGUCAGAAUUUUUUUUUUUUUUAUUUAUUAUGUGUAAAUAGAAACUAAGCUAAGAGGUAUGUUUGUUAUUUUUAAAUAUUGCUUAUACGCCUACUUUGAAAUGUUAAAUAUAUUUUUGCAGUACCUGAAAUUCAGAGAUUGAUGGGUCGAAUUCUAGUGGAAUAUUUUAUCUUUAUAAUUAAAAUUUUUAUUUUUUAAUUAUCUUUUUUUAUUUUUUUCCCUUUUUGAAAGCAUGAAGUCUAAAUGUUAUUAUGCCAAGAGAAAAAUUUUAUUCGAACCAAA
Leptopilina heterotoma is the source of this 1827-nucleotide messenger RNA. Its product is annotated as UNC93-like protein MFSD11. The transcript has 3 exons. The record is from RefSeq and is a predicted model, not a curated record. Bases 40 to 1464 code for a protein of 474 amino acids. NCBI's taxonomy places the organism in Eukaryota, Metazoa, Arthropoda, Insecta, Hymenoptera, Figitidae.